Messenger RNA from Lolium perenne, 1216 nucleotides. Its product is annotated as transcription factor ILI1. Gene Ontology annotation, molecular function: protein dimerization activity. Gene Ontology annotation, biological process: regulation of DNA-templated transcription; regulation of growth. The record is from RefSeq and is a predicted model, not a curated record. Lineage: Eukaryota; Viridiplantae; Streptophyta; Magnoliopsida; Poales; Poaceae.
CUCUCGCUUUCUCCCUCCCUAGCUCGAUCGGUAGCUCCCUCCGCCCCUCCCUCCUAGCUAGCAUCCUGCCCUCUGAUCUUGCGGCCACCUCCUCCGUUCCGUCCGGCCUCCGCUACUGCUACCUUUUUGCUCCCCUCUAUCCUCACACCGUGGCCAUUAUAUAUACCUCAGCUCGCUGCAACUGCCUCCACCAAAAAACCUAGCUAGCAAGCCAUACUCAUCAGCUAGCUCACACUGCUACGUACCCUCAGAUCGAGCUAGCUAGCUUUCUUCAAGUGCGAGCAUGUCGUCGAGCAGCCGGAGGUCACGCUCGCGGCGCGCGGGGACCUCGGUGUCGUCGUCAUCGUCGAGGUCGAUCUCGGAGGACCAGAUCUCCGACCUCCUCUCCAAGCUGGAGGCACUGCUCCCCGACGCCCAGGCCCGCAAUGGCGCUCAAAGGGGGCCGGCGUCGAGGGUGCUGCAGGAGACGUGCAGCUACAUCCGGAGCCUGCACCGGGAGGUGGACGACCUCAGCGAGACGCUCGCCGCGCUGCUCGCCUCCGACGCCGUCACAGCCGAACAGGCCGCCGUCAUCCGGAGCCUCCUCAUGUGAUCCACCCCUCCAACCAUCCAUCCAGUGGCUACGAUACCAAGCUCGCUCCGCCGGCGCAUGCGUACGCCGUCCGUGGCGCCCGGCGGAUGAUCAUACUCCGAGCUAGCAUACCUGGCCGGCCUAGCUAGCUAGCUCGUGUACGCGCGAGCUUCUCUUUCAGAUUUUCUUUCUUUGCAUUGUUUGGUUGAUUAGUUCGACCGGUCCGAGCCUGGAUUGCGAGAGGUUUUGGACAGCAUGGUCAGUGGUUUUAAUUAAUCACACGCGAGAUACUGGCACUGUGCGGUACACUGCUGGUAUCUACUCCUAGCUAGUACGAGCGCGAGAGCUUCGUCACGGUGCUGUACACUGAAAAGCCAAUGACUGUGUGUUGUUUAGUGUGUGCACGAGAGGGUGCUUUAUUAGUUUUUGGUACUACUUGACUCUCUUGGAUGGCUUCUCUUUCUUUGAUGGGCCACACGCUUGAUAAUUGCAGCUACCGCUCUUGGAUGUAUGUAUGCUUGUGUGUGUGUAUACUCUCUGUAGUAAGCGUCGUGUGUACGUUUUGCUUGAGCUAAUUUUAGAGUUCAAUUAAAGGCAAUGAUUUGUAAGCUGAUCAUAAUAAAUUGUGAUGCCUAUUGAAAUCAA